Molecule: messenger RNA, 1422 nt
Organism: Cyphellophora attinorum
Lineage: Eukaryota; Fungi; Ascomycota; Eurotiomycetes; Chaetothyriales; Cyphellophoraceae
Exons: 1
Coding region: 1-1422 (473 amino acids)
Molecular function (GO): protein binding
Source: RefSeq, a predicted model, not a curated record
AUGCCGCGGCUCAUGCUCGAGGCCGUGCCCGUAGCAAGAUCGCUAGCUACACUUCCGAUCGAAGUUCAAUGCAACAUCAUUGCUCACCUUCCCAUCGCCAGCCUGUUGAAGUUCGCCCGCACCAGCCAUCACAACCACAAGCUUGCCAAAACCGUGCUCAAGACACUCCACGUUGCGGUGUUUUCGAAGAAAGUCCACGGUGUCCUGGCAUACCUCAAUGUGGUGGAUCAGAUCGGUUCCGCCUCAUCUCCGCAAUUUGAUGAACCUGGUCUAGAUUGGGUCAACGUGACUGCGUGUAUUCCAGAGACGGCGAAGACGACCUCGCCACUGGGCAGCCCUGCUCGGAAGCGGCUACGACGGACCAGGAGAAGAAACGACGAGCCUGCAGCUACUGCGAGACGACAUGCCCCAUCAUUGCCUCCAGUGAUCUCGCCACAGGCCCACCGAGAAGCUCAGAUUCACCAACAGAACGCGCAGCUGACACGAAUCCUCUCCUCCUCGUGCCUGAGUAACCUUAUUACGCUAACGAUCCACACAUACGCACUGCUAUCACCAUCUCUGGCCGCAACGCUUUCAACGCAACUUCCACAUCUCCGGCACCUGUACUUGAACUUCUGCCAUCCAGCCAUCCACGAUUCUUCGCUUCCCUCGUUCUACUGGUCGAAUUGUCCCAGCCUCGAAAAAGAAGGCAGCACGGCAUGGAAUUUGCUGAGUGGCAUCGGAAGUAACGCUUGCAACAAGCGUGGACGUCGCAGCGGCGGCAGUAAUGGCAGCGAACCGACAUCGCUGCACAGCCUGACCCUGAAACGGGCUGCGAUCACGAGUCUGCAACUCAGGAAAUGGAUCGAGCUGAAUCCAGAACUACAGACUCUGAAACUUGCACUCGUCACUGGCGUCGAUCGGGACUUCGUCGAGGGCCUGGGAAGAUCUUGCUUAGUUCGGAACACUCCGCAUGUGUCUUCAUCCUCGCGAAGCAAGGCUACGACCACACAGCAGCAUCAACCACCUAAAGGUCUCACCACACUACUUUUCGAAUCGUGCACCAAUCUGUCCCUAUCCUCGCGCUGCGAUUUUGCCUGGCUGGAAGCGCUCGUGAUUUCGGGUGGACUUAACUACAUCUCGUUCAAAGAUUGCCCGAACGUCGAUCUCCAGGCCUUGAGAGCUGUCUGUGAGGAGCGUGGCUGGGUGAAUUCAGACCGGAGCAAUGGUGGUUUGCUCAUCGAAGAACUGCAGGGUCCUAGCAGUGCAGAUGAGAGGUUAGAGACCAGAAGUUUGGGUCAAGUCGAGAGUGGCCAGACCGAGGGCGCCGAUGGGUCUGCUGCCAGUGGUAGAGGCGGAAAGAGCAUAGCGUGCGGUGGAGUGAUUGAUGUUGAUCCUAUGUGGGAUAAGAAGGGCCAUGAUUCGAAGGCGGAUGAGGUCUAA